AUGCCCUCCUUCCCUCUUUCACGCUCCCCGGCCUCGACCGACAGACUUGCCACCCCGCAACAUGAACCACAAUCCUCUUAUACCUUGGCUGCCUCUGCCAUCUCCCCCAACGACAGCCAUUCCAGCCUCCAAAGUCUCGCAACAUCACGGUCGAUGGAUCACUUUGUCGUCCUACAGGAACUGGGCAAAGGCUCCUUUGGCUCUGUUUUCAAAGCCCAGCACAAAGUCUCUGGAGAAACGGUUGCGAUCAAAAAGAUGAAGAAAAAGUUUACCUCACAAGGCGAGUGUCGCUCACUCCAAGAAGUCAAGGCUUUGGAGGCACUUCGUGCAGGCCCGAACAUUGUCCGACUCCACCAUUUCUUCCUUGAAAAGAAGGAACUCUGCAUGGUCUUCGAGCUCAUGGAUGGAAACCUCUAUCAACUGAUCAAGGACAGAAACGGAAUACGGCUAGAGGAAACAACGACCAGGAGUAUGGUGUGCAUACUCCGAGGACUACAGCACAUGCAUGCCAAAGGAAUCAUGCAUCGCGACAUGAAACCAGAAAACCUGUUGGUGUCAGGAGACUGUGUCAAGAUUGCCGACUUUGGCCUAGCGCGCGAACUCAAGAGUCGGCCACCAUACACAACUUAUGUCAGCACGCGAUGGUAUCGAGCUCCAGAAGUUCUUUUGAAGUCCUCAGCCUAUACGUGUGCAGUGGAUCUAUGGGCGGCAGGAACAAUUGCAGCCGAACUCAUCAGUUUAAAGCCGCUAUUCCCGGGAAGCAGCGACGUCGAUCAAAUCAAUCGGAUCGGGAAUGCUCUUGGGUGCCCAACGCAAGGUGCACAUGAGGAACAGGCGACCGGUACCAUGAUAACCAUUGGAAGCGGCGGCGAAUGGAAGGAAGGUGUACAGCUCGCCACAAAAAUGGGCGUGUCAUUUCCACAAGCUCACACUCGAUCAUUGCAGGAUGUAUUACGGCCGACAUCACAGGCGUCUAUCGAUUUGAUUGGUGGACUCUUGAAAUACGACCCCAAAUCUCGGACCACAGCAUACCAGACACUCUUAUGCCCUUGGUUCGAAGACAUCCCAGAGGUCGACGAAGUGCGGUUACUGGUGGAUGUCCAACACUCGCCCGACAAACGCAGGAGUAUGUUUUCAGGAUUGCGGUCAACUUCUUUCAAGAAAGAGUCCAGGGAAGGAAAAGACACCAAGGAAGGAAAGGAUAGCAAGGAUGGCAAGGAUGCAAAGGCAAGGAAACGUGGACUUUCCGUUGCCCUGCCCAGUCCGAACAAUAUCGCCAAGCCCUCCUUGGCAAUGGUUCUCAAACCAGACAGUGCUGUUGAGGAAAUCCGACUCUCCACACAAGCAGUGGAUCUCCAUUCAGGGUUCGACCUCCCUGAGAUUUCACCAACAUCGCCGUUCUGGAACGACACUCAUACCUAG
This is a messenger RNA of Linnemannia hyalina, 1422 nucleotides long. The record is from the annotation of a GenBank genome assembly. Lineage: Eukaryota; Fungi; Mortierellomycota; Mortierellomycetes; Mortierellales; Mortierellaceae.